AAUGUUCAAAAGAAUAUAAAAAGAAUGGCUAUAUGCGAUUUCAGUAGAUACGAAGCACCGCACUACUCGCCGGAUUACGGAAACGGCGCUCGAGUCCCGGUAUACGAGGAGAACUCGACGGACUACAAUAACCCCGGCGGCGGCGGCGGCGGCGGCAGUUGGUACAGGUGUUACGAGACGCCACCGCAAGAUCAUUCGCAGAUGCGAGGCGUUGAACUUGUGGGCGGGAGGACCGACGACUUGGGGCCACUCGACCGAUCCGCCGAUUCCUGCUGGGACUGCAACGUAGCCACUCCGAAAACUACCGAUUCCGGCGAACCGGAUACCGGCAGCCCUCGCAAAAGCGCGAGUCGCCGUCGAUCGAGGGACGUCCCACCAUCCCCGAGUGUUCUGAAACGUCGGCGCUUGGCGGCGAACGCUCGCGAGCGUCGCCGCAUGAACGGACUCAACGACGCGUUCGACAAACUUCGCGAAGUCGUUCCCAGUCUCGGAGCCGAUCACAAGCUCAGCAAGUUCGAGACGCUGCAGAUGGCUCAGACCUACAUCGCCGCGUUGUGCGAUCUACUCAAGCAGCACGACGAGAAGAGAUGAAUAAAAAUAUUUUCGUAUGCGUGAGAACACUUUUUUUUAGUUUUUUUGAAUUUCUAUUUAUAUAGUUUGGUUUUAUUUAUUCCGAUCGAGAUCGUUUGUUUGGGGGAUAAUUAGUAUGAAAUGGCGAAGCGUGAGACGUGAGAUUAGUUAAUUUUUUGUAAUACUCUUUUUUGAUAAAUAUAUAUUAUUAAUACAGCUAAGUACUUAAGAUAAUAACGGUUGCCUUUGGCGCACGUAAGUGAUGAGUAUUAACUAGUUCUGUUGAACAAAAUAUACGAUAUAUUUAGGUAUAACAAUUUUAUAUAAGUAUAUUUUUAUUAUGCAUACGCGAUAUCUCGAAUACUUGCAUGAAAUGCGAAAUGUUUAUAUUAUAUAUUUGUACAAACGAGACGACUCAGUAUAGAAUACAGUUAAAGUUCCUGUGCUGACAUUAUGCCAUUAUCGCAACUAUUGAGAUUGACUCAGAUAAGCUCUGUCCAUUUUUUAUAUAUUAUUAUAAAAGAGUUGUUUAUAUAAGAUGCGCGGUUGUUUGUCGAGAAAAAAUGUAUAUUUAAUAAUCAAAGGAACGUGCUGCGAAAACACAUUGUAAUUUGAGAGCGAAAAAAACGCAUGCCAAAGAUGAAUACCAAUAAGUUGGGCGCCACCGCGAACUGUUCGAAAUUCUAAUAUGUAAGACCGUGUCAUUCUUUUAUAAAUUAUUUAGCGUGAUAUUUAUAAAGUGCACUUUCUUAAGCUAUUUUUCUUAAACGAAACUUGUAAAUACAAUGAAUAAAUGCGAUUUUAAUACAUA
Molecule: messenger RNA, 1381 nt
Organism: Nasonia vitripennis (jewel wasp)
Lineage: Eukaryota; Metazoa; Arthropoda; Insecta; Hymenoptera; Pteromalidae
Product: neurogenin-1
Exons: 2
Coding region: 25-591 (188 amino acids)
Molecular function (GO): protein dimerization activity
Source: RefSeq, a predicted model, not a curated record